This is a messenger RNA of Endocarpon pusillum Z07020, 2004 nucleotides long. RefSeq lists its product as uncharacterized. Gene Ontology annotation, cellular component: nucleus; cytoplasm; centrosome. The transcript is spliced from 2 exons. NCBI's taxonomy places the organism in Eukaryota, Fungi, Ascomycota, Eurotiomycetes, Verrucariales, Verrucariaceae. Gene Ontology annotation, biological process: chromosome segregation; protein phosphorylation. Gene Ontology annotation, molecular function: protein kinase activity; ATP binding. The record is from RefSeq and is a predicted model, not a curated record. The coding region runs from base 1 to 2004 and encodes 667 amino acids.
AUGGCACCCAAAAAACCCCCCACAGGUUUUCACUUGGACCUCCAGAACUACGAAGUCAGAGGCGUGGAUUUCUAUGGCUCAAUACAGGAGAGGUUGGAAAAAUAUGGAGAAGAAUGGUCCACUUUCACACAGGCCCUUUGGGGAAAGCCACUUUCCAAUUUUCUCGACAGUACUCCUGGUAACGAUCGAAUGGAUGAUUCAUGGCAGCCGGUGCGCGCACUGGGGAAAGGCGCGUUCGGCAUGGUGGGAUUGUGGGAGAAGAGGAACCGCAAAGGCAAUCUUCAAGACUGGGUCGCAAUCAAGGAAAUGAAGCGUGGCCUGAAUCCUGGUUGGCAGCUUCAGCGCGAUCCGACCUUGGCCAAGGAAGCUGUGAUGAUGCAGCAGCUCAAUAGUGCGGAACAAGGUCGCGGCUGGCAAACGAAGAAUAACAUACUUCGCCUCCGGAGCUUCAGAUUCUUUCCGGAAGUCAAUAGAUGGCGUUUCUACCUCGAAUUUGCUGAGCACGGAGAUCUCUAUAAGCUAAUACAUUCGUAUAGGGCAUGGGAUACGUAUUUCCCGGAAGAAUUUCUUUGGCAUACAUUCCACAGCUUCGCCAAAGCUGCUCUUGUGAUGGAGCAGGGCCCUUUCUUGGACCCAGAGUCGCUGGAGCCUCAUAAUGGACCUGUUCUGCACAUCGAUAUCAAGCCCGAAAAUAUCUUCCUGGGCAAGGCAGAUAAGAAGGCCCUGUUUACCAACUAUCCCACCAUCAAAGUGGCUGAUUUUGGAUUGUCAGAGAUAACACAUCAAGACGAUCCGGACAAUCCAUCGCAGUACAGAAAGGGUACCCUCGACCAUAUGCCACCCGAAGUCACAUGUUUUACUGCCCCUUGGAGUCGACGUCCCGAUGGUAUUCUACACAACCUAGGCGAGAAUAAGGCCGACGAGGCCAUAGAUAUUGAGCGGGGGAUGCUGGAGCCAGGCUAUAAGUUCUUAGCAGCACAUAACGUGUGGGGCUUCGGUAAGGUGAUGUAUGAUAUGACGACAUUGUCCUGGUCAGAUGAACUGGACGAGAAGAUGUACAAGUCGACCACGGAAGCAGAGUACUACGGGAGUUUGAAUGAGCACGCUAUCCCUGAGAUCAGGACGAACAAGAAGCCGGAAUAUUCCUCUGCCCUACGAGAUUUGAUCAGAGAGUGCCUACACAUAGAGAUUGGUAAGCGACCGACGCCGCAACAACUUCUAGAACGUACGCUGCGCGGACUCGAAGCAGCCGCGCAAUCCAGGCUACAGGGCGCAGAUGACCACGAUGGCCCCAGGGUGUAUCAUAUGGGUAACGAGAUCAACCACAUGCUCCGUGGAGAUGCAGGACUGCCCGCCCAACGGUCUGACUGGAAGGCUAUCAGAGAGCAAUUUUGGAUGCAUCCACAUUGGGAGCCUCUCUUGUCAGGACGGUGGGCACCGCAGGUGCGAAGCGGCGAGUUGGCCAAUCAACCAAUUGAAGAUGGUGGACCUAAGCGUCCGGUUCGGCCAUUUGCUGGUAGUGUCCGGGCAGAUCCGCGUCCAAUAGACAACUUUCAGAAUCAUCGGGGUGUGAUCUGGACACUUGGUUCGUUGUCUCCGGAAAGAGAUACACCAGGCAAUAAUGGGGAGAGUGACGGCGAUGAUCAGGGAGACUUAGGACAUCCAUACAACCCCGGAGAGAACAGGCCGUUGUCAAGGCCACACGACACAGGGGAGCUCAGCCCUAGGCCAAAUGAGGGCGAUGCUGCAAGGCCACCUGAUGCUCCUGACGAUGCGCUUACGAGUGCAGAACGUACGACACAACGUCCGGCUGAGGCGGUGUCUACACGUCCAGUUCAGCGUCUCAAAAUCAACCCACCCCAAGCCCCACCGAAGGAGCAGCUUCCACAAAAACAGACCAAGAAGCGGAAACGGGUCAUGGGCAUCAGCGUUGAUGACAUUGCUCAAGAGGUGCAAGGUCGCAAUGUAGAAGGACACAAUCUGAGGCCUAAGCGAAAACGUUAA